CAUCAAGUGAGCUUUCUCCAUCCAAGGCAAUCCUAGAACAUCCUCCUAAGUAUUUCGUUUUUGUUCCGGAAAUAAUGGCCCUAACGCUCGAUGCCGAAGUUGAGGUGAAGUCUCCUGCAGACAAAUUCUGGGUCGACUUGAGGGAGUCCACCACUCUGUUCCCGAAGAUCUUCCCCGACCAGUACAAGAGCAUAAAUGUGCUCGAGGGAGACGGGAAGUCCCCUGGCUCGGUUCGGAUCUUCCACUACGGUGAAGGUUCUCCGCUGGUCAAAGUAUCGAAGGAGAAGAUCGAAGAGGUGGACGAGGCAAACAAGUUUGUGAUGUAUAGUGUGAUCGAUGGAGACCUGCUCAAGUAUUACAAGAACUUCAAGGGCACGAUCAAGGUGGUCCCAAAGGAAGAAGGGAGCUUGGUGAAGUGGAACUGUGUCUUCGAGAAAACGAGCCCGGAGGUCCCCGACCCCCACGUCAUCAAAGACUUUGCCAUCAAGAACUUUGUUGAGCUCGAUGAAUUUAUCCGCAAAGAACAGCACUAGGGAGGCCUCUGAUCAAAGCCCUCCUCGAUCACUAUGGUGUUGCAGCUGUUGCCUUAAGGUAUUGAGGAAAAAUAAUGUGUAGAAUCGUUAGCUGUAUAGGUUUACGAGUCUGCACUGGUUUAUGAUGAUGUCGGGUUUAUGAUGAAUCUAAUCUGAUAUAUUUUGCUCUGUUAUUGGUA
Molecule: messenger RNA, 712 nt
Organism: Punica granatum (pomegranate)
Lineage: Eukaryota; Viridiplantae; Streptophyta; Magnoliopsida; Myrtales; Lythraceae
Source: RefSeq, a predicted model, not a curated record